AUGGAGGGCCCUCCCGAGAAGAGACGCCUCCUCUUCCUACAUGCCGAUACUCAUAGUCCUACCAAAAUCACUCAACGUCGCACCCGCAACAGGUCGCUCGACACCAAGGUGCGUCGCCAUCUCAUGGUCGCCAUUGGAAAGUCACGAAGAAAGCCAUCGAAAGCACCUCCAUCCGGCACUUUCGAAUGGUCCCUGGCAGACAUAUCAGGGGCAGUGUCUAGUACAGGCCGGACUGAGCAUUUGACGAGUAGAGAUGAGGACCACUUGCAAGUUCCUGCGAGGAAGGAUUUGGUCGUGUCCGAGACUGCUGCGCAAUACACAGCACUAUAUGCCACGCCGCCCAUCUUAGAUGCCUUAUCCGUCUUCGAGAAGGAAUGGGGGGAAGAUUCGUUCUCAGCCUAUGGAUUCACCUUGAUCAUGAUCGCAGGAAGAAACGCAAUGAGCUCCACCUUCUCGACAAACACCUUCUGGUUCCCCUUCGCCUUCAGGAAAUCGCCCUUCCUUCAUCACUACCAACAGAUAUUCACCUCACCCAACGUCCUUAUCCCACUGUACCGCAGAUCCGCCCGAGCGUUGCGAUCCCUGGCGUUGGAACGCUCUUUGGAAACCAUCCAGUGCGUCGAGUCCAGGCUUUCCAGCUCUGAUGCUGGCAGCGCGACGUCUGAUAGUGUAAUCCACGCGGUGCUGGCACUGGUCUGCUACAAUUUUACUAGUUUAGACUUUGACCAGGCGAUGACCCACGUGAAGGGCAUGCGGAUGGUGGUUACGGCGAGAGGUGGCAUCUCUACCCUGGAGGCCAACCAGGACCUGAUGCUCAUGAUAUCAUGGGUGGACAUCACUGCAGCAUUGCUCCACGACACCAAACCACUGUUUCCAUUACCUCCUCCCAUGGCCAGCGCCAGCGCCGACGUAUUCCGUGGCUCGGGCCUAGACGCGCUUCCCGCUCCGCUUCUGCGCAUCAUCAACGACGAAAAUACACAGAAUGCCCGAUUCAUGAACGUCGUGUCCUGUAUAGGUGAUCUGAACGGGCUCGCAGCACAUCUUCGAUUCGAGCUGGCGACCAAAGGUGGCGCCAUAUGGGCCAACGAAGAGCAGAUGGGCUUCCUCCUGAAUCCAGUCACGCACCAAUUACUGAAUCUGAACCAAGCAGUGGUAGGAUCCGAGCCGGUGACGCGAUGGGAUAUCAUUUCAGAGGCCCUCCGGCUCGGUGCCAUCAUCUGGAUCAUACGCGUGAAGCGAAGAUGUCGCUCCUAUCCCGGAACUGCCGCAGCGCGUAUCUCGACGUUGCUCCAGAUACUAGCGAGACAGUCUGAUGCGGUCCCGGAACUUGUCUGGAGCGGUCCCGAUUUAUGCGACAUCCGCCUUUGGCUUCUCGUUCUCUGCGGUAUAAGUGAGCCCGAUGAUGAAGACUCUGUGAUAGCGAUGGAGAUGAUCGCCAGCAAGAUGCUGACGAGGAAGCCGGGGUCGCUGUCGUGGGAGUACGGCUUGGCAGAUAUCCGCCAGAUGCCGUGGGUCGACAUCUUUGAGCCUUCGUGUGCCGUGCUCGGGCAGCGGCUUUUGAGAGAUCACCUGGGGGCACCAGGUGAUUUCGGUUCGGGGGUUGCUGGGUGGUAG
Molecule: messenger RNA, 1614 nt
Organism: Anthostomella pinea
Lineage: Eukaryota; Fungi; Ascomycota; Sordariomycetes; Xylariales; Xylariaceae
Source: the annotation of a GenBank genome assembly